This is a messenger RNA of Arvicola amphibius (Eurasian water vole), 2604 nucleotides long. It is a transcript of the gene Pnma5, whose product is annotated as PNMA family member 5. The record is from RefSeq and is a predicted model, not a curated record. Lineage: Eukaryota; Metazoa; Chordata; Mammalia; Rodentia; Cricetidae.
UUGUCGCCGGACCAAUGAAAUAAGUGGUGGUCCAGGAUGUCACAGGAACCGGAAAGGGGCGGUGCUUGGGACGGCUGGCUUGUCGCCGGACCAAUGAGAUAGCGGUGGUCCAGGAUGUCACAGGAAAGAGGAAGGGCGGUGCUUGGGACAGGUCUCUAGUCGCCGGACCAAUGAGAUAGCGGGCGGUCCACGAUGUCACAGGAAAAAGGGUGGUGCUUGGGACGGCUGGCUUGUCGCCGGAACCAAUGAGCGGGUGGUCCACGAUGUCCCGGGAAAGAGGAAGGGCGGUGCUUGGGACGGCUGGCUUGUCGCCGGAACCAAUGAGAAAGCGGGUAUUUUAGCGGGUGGUCCAAAAUGGCACAGGAACGGGGAAGCUGCGGUGCUUGGGACAGCUGGCUUGUCGCCAGAACCAAUCAGUGCACAGGAAGCAGCAUCCCUGCACCACCUUUCUGAAUAGAAGCCAGAAGACUGGCAGCAUCAACUGCCAGUGCCAGCAAAGCCGCUGUAUCCAUACUUCAGCAAACCUCAGGGUACUUGCAGAAUACACGCUAGAUUCCCCUGACUUCCAGAGAGGUACCACGGCAAGAGGCUGUGGGAAACCCAGGACAUGCUGCCUUUCUACAUGGAAUUGGUUUUAGAAUCCUUUGCGUCUUAGGAAAAUUCUUAGCUAAUAAGUAUCUUAGUAUUAGGUCUGUCUAGAGGGUGGGAGUGAUGGCUGUGGCUCUAUUAGAUGACUGGUGUAAGGGGAUGGACCUGGAUCCCAAGAAGGCGGUGCUCAUUGUGGGCAUCCCUGUGCAGUGCAGUGAGGCUGAGAUAAAGGACACUCUGAAGGAAGGCUUACCUCCUUUGUGUGCUCACAAGGUGAUAGGUAGAAUGUUCAGGAGGGAAGACAAAGCUAAGGCAGUCUUAAUUGAACUGACAGAAGUUGUCGAUUAUACUAUGAUGCCCACUCAUAUACCAGCAGCAGGGGGGCCCUGGGAAGUGGUAGUCAAACCCCGUAGCCCAGAUAAUGAGUUUAUCAAUAAGCUGAUCUACUUUCUGAAAGAUGAAGGACGGAGAAUGGUAGAUGUGGCCAAAGCCCUGGGGUUUAGCACUGCCCCUACAAUGAGCAUGGAGCUAAGGAAUUCAGACCAAGACAAAUCAGAAGGCUUGAAGUCUCUGUGCAGUAGUGUGUGUUACCGAAAACUUAAAGUGUUUUCUGGCAGUCCCUUUCCAGGCCCAGGAGAGGAGACCUUUGAAACCUGGUUAGAGGAGGUCACUGAGAGGAUGCAGUUAUGGCAGGUGGGUGAGGAGGAGAAGAAGCGGCGCCUUCUAGAGAGCCUGCGGGGCUCUGCCCUGUCAAUUAUGCAGGCACUAUGGGCUAGCAAUGACUCCCUAACUAUGGAGCAGUGCUUGAAAGCACUAAAGCAGGUCUUUGGGAAUAAAGAGGACUGUAAGAUCUUACAGUUCCGAUGUGUUCAGAAUCCGAUUUCCUCUCAGAAAGCUGCAGAGAAGCUGUCUGACUAUUUGCUGCGCUUAGAGCCCCUCCUGCAGAAAGCAGCGCAGCAGAGCCCCUUGGUAGCACAGAGCACAGACUCGAUUCGCCUCCAGCAUGUCUUAUCUCGAGUGUCCCUGACCACUGGCCUUAGGAGCAGGCUGUCCCUCUUAGAUCAGCAAGGAUGCCCACCCACUUUUCUGGAGUUAAUGAAACUCACUCAAGAUGAAGAAGAGUGGGAGACUAGCAUGGUGGCGAAGGAGGAGCAGAAUCAGGCUGGGAAGGAAAGCAGGGCCUGUGAGGCAGCAGAAGAUCAGGUUAUCACCCAGGCAGGGUUCUUUCGGGAGAUAAGCACCCAGACCACAGGAGAGGAAGUCAUAUCAGUGAAACGGAGGCGACUGCUAUGGAGACCCAGUGCUGGGGAGGAGGGGCUUCUGGGGCAAUCAAGUUUGGGGGCUAAAAAUGAACCUGAGGAGCAGAAACCCCAUGUUGUAGCUCAGGAGUUGGGAAACGAGAGAGGGGCUGGGGCUAUGAGCCACCCCAACCCCAGGAAAAUAUAGGCUCAAGAGAUCCAGAAAUUCCUUCUUCUAGCAGGCAACAAAGAUACCUUGGCAAAAUGAUAGGGCAGCCCAGACAUGGCAGGGGACUUAAGUUGUACAGAAGGGCAAGAUGGCCAGGGCCAGGAUAAGGCACCUCACAGGCCACUAAUUAGAAAUGAUUCUAACAAGCAAAAACAAGGUCCACCUAGCUCAGGGACUACCAUUUCCCAGGCUCGUGGAGAGUACCAGAAAAAGAAAUGGGGAACUACUAUAGCCGAACUUCAGGGUGAUCCUAACUCCAGUUGGGAUGCUAGUGAAUCGAAGGAUGAAGGUAGUGAGGGCAGUGACUCUGAGCUAAGAAUGCCCACUGGCACUGAAGCAAGACAGGGCUUGGAGGAACCGAUCACAGGGCUGUCUUGGCCAGAGAGAACCAAUGCCUGGGGGGAAGUGCAGCAAGGCCGGGAGACAGUGCUCCGGAGAGGAGGCCGCAGGAUCCAGCCCGUCUUCAGGAUCAUCUACACUGCCCUAGGGGAGCCUCACGAGGGCAGCACCCUUGAGUCCUUUCGUGAGUGAAACACCAGGGUCCCUGGA